Messenger RNA from Scylla paramamosain (green mud crab), 2883 nucleotides. RefSeq lists its product as uncharacterized. Gene Ontology annotation, molecular function: calcium ion binding. Bases 2062 to 2487 code for a protein of 141 amino acids. The transcript has 15 exons. The record is from RefSeq and is a predicted model, not a curated record. NCBI's taxonomy places the organism in Eukaryota, Metazoa, Arthropoda, Malacostraca, Decapoda, Portunidae.
GAGAGAGAGAGAACAUUUUAGUUGAGUCUAUCCUGCGUUCGUUUGUGUUACGGUGACACGGUGCAGCAGUGAGUGAUGUUUCCGUUCAUAAUCAUGUAGUGGGUGUGGAGUGGGGAAAGGAAAAUGAGGAUAUUAUUUGACAUGUUAUUUGAUAACAUGUGAACUUUUGUGUGUAUGUUUGUGGUUGUGGUUGAAGGACCAGUAACAGGUGGCGCUGGGGAAGGAGGGCAGUGGCUGGCUGGCUAGUGUUUUCAUCAGCACUGGUCAGUCUUGCCCCAUACAUUCUAUUAACCAGUGUUUCCUUAUUCCAGGCAGCUUCUCCCUGCAUCGACCACCGCUGAGCAGCACCAGAGAGGCAUGAGUAUGUAAGUUACAAGCUGAAUAUCUGGGACAUUGGUGGCAUGUCCUCCUGCCAGACCUACUGGAGGAACUUUCUGAGUGCACUGACAUCCUUAUCUGGGUGUUGGACGGUGCUGAUGGAAACUGCAUGAGAGACUGUCAGGGGGUACUGAAGAAACUGGCAGCAAGUGCAUCCAGAAGCAGUGCCUUUGUGACGUCAUCAAGGGCUGCAGUAGUGGAGAGGAUUAGAUGGUGCUGCCGUGUGGCAUUGAUGAGUGCCGGGAGAAGAAUGGCGGGUGUGGGCACCUCUGCGUCAGCACUGUGGAGCCGAACUACUACUGCCAGUACCAGCCAGGGUAGACUCAUCAAGAAGUUUAACUGUGAAGACAUUGAUGAGUGUGUGGCGCCCAGGUCCUGCUUCCAAUAUUGCACUAACACCACUGGUGGCUUCCACUGCUGCAGUCAGCCUGGCUACCGCCGUCACUCUUCCAACUACAUGCACUGCAUGGCAGAUUCUGGCAAUCCCUAUCUCAUCUCUUAUAGAGCCCAUAUGAGCAGUCCAGAGACUCCUUAGGUGCUGGUGGAGAAGAAUGAGAUGACAGUGGAUGGUCUUGCAGUCUGGAUCCAUGGGAACAUUUAGUUCACAGACAUCUCGGUAAACAAGAUCCAGAUGAUUUCCUGGGAUGGCUACUGGACUUGCACCAUUGUGACUGAUAAACUGGACCUUUCUCAUGCAACUGCUGUGAAUGCCAUUGAUGGGCAGCUUCUCCCUGCAUCGACCACCGCUGAGCAGCACCAGAGAGGCAUGAGUAUGUAAGUUACAAGCUGAAUAUCUGGGACAUUGGUGGCAUGUCCUCCUGCCAGACCUACUGGAGGAACUUUCUGAGUGCACUGACAUCCUUAUCUGGGUGUUGGACGGUGCUGAUGGAAACUGCAUGAGAGACUGUCAGGGGGUACUGAAGAAACUGGCAGCAAGUGCAUCCAGAAGCAGUGCCUUUGUGACGUCAUCAAGGGCUGCAGUAGUGGAGAGGAUUAGAUGGUGCUGCCGUGUGGCAUUGAUGAGUGCCGGGAGAAGAAUGGCGGGUGUGGGCACCUCUGCGUCAGCACUGUGGAGCCGAACUACUACUGCCAGUACCAGCCAGGGUAGACUCAUCAAGAAGUUUAACUGUGAAGACAUUGAUGAGUGUGUGGCGCCCAGGUCCUGCUUCCAAUAUUGCACUAACACCACUGGUGGCUUCCACUGCUGCAGUCAGCCUGGCUACCGCCGUCACUCUUCCAACUACAUGCACUGCAUGGCAGAUUCUGGCAAUCCCUAUCUCAUCUCUUAUAGAGCCCAUAUGAGCAGUCCAGAGACUCCUUAGGUGCUGGUGGAGAAGAAUGAGAUGACAGUGGAUGGUCUUGCAGUCUGGAUCCAUGGGAACAUUUAGUUCACAGACAUCUCGGUAAACAAGAUCCAGAUGAUUUCCUGGGAUGGCUACUGGACUUGCACCAUUGUGACUGAUAAACUGGACCUUUCUCAUGCAACUGCUGUGAAUGCCAUUGAUGGGCAGCUUCUCCCUGCAUCGACCACCGCUGAGCAGCACCAGAGAGGCAUGAGUAUGUAAGUUACAAGCUGAAUAUCUGGGACAUUGGUGGCAUGUCCUCCUGCCAGACCUACUGGAGGAACUUUUUGAGUGCACUGACAUCCUUGUCUGGGUGUUGGACGGUGCUGAUGGAAACUGCAUGAGAGACUGUCAGGGGGUACUGAAGAAACUGGCAGCAAGUGCAUCCAGAAGCAGUGCCUUUGUGACGUCAUCAAGGGCUGCAGUAGUGGAGAGGAUUAGAUGGUGCUGCCGUGUGGCAUUGAUGAGUGCCGGGAGAAGAAUGGCGGGUGUGGGCACCUCUGCGUCAGCACUGUGGAGCCGAACUACUACUGCCAGUACCAGCCAGGGUAGACUCAUCAAGAAGUUUAACUGUGAAGACAUUGAUGAGUGUGUGGCGCCCAGGUCCUGCUUCCAAUAUUGCACUAACACCACUGGUGGCUUCCACUGCUGCAGUCAGCCUGGCUACCGCCGUCACUCUUCCAACUACAUGCACUGCAUGGCAGAUUCUGGCAAUCCCUAUCUCAUCUCUUAUAGAGCCCAUAUGAGCAGUCCAGAGACUCCUUAGGUGCUGGUGGAGAAGAAUGAGAUGACAGUGGAUGGUCUUGCAGUCUGGAUCCAUGGGAACAUUUAGUUCACAGACAUCUCGGUAAACAAGAUCCAGAUGAUUUCCUGGGAUGGCUACUGGACUUGCACCAUUGUGACUGAUAAACUGGACCUUUCUCAUGCAACUGCUGUGAAUGCCAUUGAUGGGUGAGUCUCUUUUCACCUCCUGAGUUUAACAGACACUUGGAUCUAGAACUGGAUGGUUUUCCUACUUUGUUUAUAUCAUCAGUUAUCUCUGUUGUAUGAGUUCUGAUGGGGAUUUAGACUCAAAAAGACCUGUAUUCAUCCAUUUUUAUUUGUACUUAAAAUGACUCCCGAAAAAAGCACUUUCCUUAAAUAUAGAUGAAAUUUCUGUUUC